Messenger RNA from Synchiropus splendidus (mandarinfish), 518 nucleotides. It is a transcript of the gene urp1, whose product is annotated as urotensin-related peptide 1. Gene Ontology annotation, molecular function: hormone activity. Gene Ontology annotation, cellular component: extracellular region. Bases 9 to 419 code for a protein of 136 amino acids. Gene Ontology annotation, biological process: blood vessel diameter maintenance; regulation of blood pressure. The transcript has 5 exons. The record is from RefSeq and is a predicted model, not a curated record. Lineage: Eukaryota; Metazoa; Chordata; Actinopteri; Syngnathiformes; Callionymidae.
AAGAGACCAUGUUUCCUGUAGCCGUCUUUUAUCUGCUCACGGUCAUUUGUGCUGCCAGACGGAGCCACACUCUCCCUCUGUAUGCUGAGUCGGACCUGGAACCUCCAGCAGAAUUUAUCCAAAAACUAGUUUCUGAAGUGGAAGAUGGAGGGAGCCCAACUGAAGGGCAACAGAGGGAGACCAGUCAUUUGUUUCCUCUGCUGAUGCAGCACAGUGUGGACACAGACUCAUGGAGUAAAGGAGCCAAAGAUUCCACACAGCAAGAAAACUAUGCAAAUAUGGUGGAGGAUCUGAAAGAAGCUGUUUUAAAGCUGGCAGCUGUCGACAAACUUCGAUCCCACAGUUUUCUGAGAUCAGAGCAGAAUCUCCCUAAAGCUAACAAGCGAGCGUGUUUCUGGAAAUACUGUGUGACCAACUAGAGGCAGCAGAAACGCCAGCCUCCCACAGACAAAACAGAAAUCAUAUAUUUUUGAAGAUGUCUUAUUGUUUUUGUUGCUCAAAAUAAAAUUAAAGCUCAG